This is a messenger RNA of Blumeria graminis f. sp. triticale, 2106 nucleotides long. The record is from the annotation of a GenBank genome assembly. Lineage: Eukaryota; Fungi; Ascomycota; Leotiomycetes; Helotiales; Erysiphaceae.
AUGUCUACAAAGAUAACCAGACAUAUCCUGCUGCAGAAUCUAAGCCCAUCAAGGAAUAUUUAUGGUCUAUGGCGACGCACUCAGAUCUGGGAACUAUCCCUCGCACCCUUUCAAGAAAAAAAGCGUUAUUCAUCACGGAAUUUAUUCACUCCCACUCAAGAUGUGAAGAGUAUGUGUGGAAGAAAUCAUGUUCAACUUAGAAACUCGCAGCUUGAUACUCGACAUGAGAUGUGCAUGUCAUCCUGUGUAGAUUCAUUACUUCACUCAAAAACUUUAGCAGAAGAGCCCAUUCAUAAUAUCAAAAAAAAGAUAUCAAGAAAAACGAUUUUAAAUAGCAGAAAGACUUACAGAGGAUAUGAAAGAAGGAGCAAAAGCUCAGCAUCAAACCAUGGAAACAGGCCAAAACCUCAGUGUGGGCACUCCUGUAAUAGAAUCCCACCUAAUCCAAAGGUUCAGACUAUUAUCCUACGUGCCACCCAAAUUAGUCAGAUUCACAAUACUCGAAUUUCAAAAAUGGCUCAUCGUCCUUCAAAAGAAGAGCUUCUCUCGGCCGCCACAGGAUUCUGGUCCCGUCUAAAGAUUCGGUUCAAAUGGUUUUCCAUAAGAAGUGUUGGGCCCUGGAACGUCGAUGAUUGGAGUGCGUUCGUUUCAUGGUUUGUUCUGGGGAAUAUAGUCUGGAUUCUAGUCGGAACAACUACUUUCUUUUCCCUAGUUAUUCUCUCAAUCAACACCGUAGUUGCGCAAGAAACUCUAGCGAGGUGGAUUGGGGAUUACCUAACACAUUCUUCAGGAAUAAAAGUUGUUUUUGAGUCUGCCGUUGUACCAAAGUGGAAAGAUGGAGUGAUUACAUUUCAUAAUGUAUUUGUAUCUCGAAGGCCAGGGCUUGGUAAAACUAAAGUAAUCAAAGGAUCUUCUGUGUCGGCAGCUGUUGCUGCAGCUGAGAGACACGCUGACUCUACAGGCCGAAAGGAAGAAGAGGAGGAUAUAAACUAUACGCAGUUUGACUUGACCGUUGCGACAAUUAACGUUACGCUUUCAUUCAUUAAAUGGUGGAAUGGAAAAGGACUAUUGCGAGACGUGGAAAUAAAGGGGGUUCGAGGCAUCGUUGACCGAACCUCUGUAAAUUGGGGAGAUGAUUACGUUGACCCACGAACCUAUCUUCAUGAGCAUAACCCUGGCGAUUUUGAGAUUGAUUCAUUUAAGAUGGAAGAUCUUUUAAUUACUGUAUAUCAGUCAAGUGGGUUCCGGCCAUUUUCUAUCAGUAUAUUUUCGUGUGAUCUAUCAAAACUACGAAAGCAAUGGCUCUUUUAUGACUUUCUCUCAGCUAAUCACAUGUCCGGAGCAUUCGAUGGAUCUUUAUUCAAUAUUCACCCACGCCAAAUUCACGGUCUCGUAGGAAGCUAUCAUGAAGAACAGAAAGAGUACGAAAGCAAUUUGUGGAAAAAGCAGAGUCGCCUACGGAUUGAUGGCUUAAAAAUCGAUCACCUCAACCGAGGAGUGGCAGGACCUUUUGGUUGGAUUCACGAAGGCAACGUUGACAUCGUGGCAGAUAUCUUAUUUCCGGCCGACGUUGAUGAAAGUAUUGCGAAAGUUGUAUCAGAUCUUUACGAUCGAAUGGAGGCAACGGUAGCAGCGCAUCGCUACCUUCAAGUUCCUGAAGGAAGCUCACAUGCCGUAGAUGUGCAUUCCUCUGAAGAACCAGAUAUUUACUCUGAGAGACUUAAGGCUGAGGAGAAACGACGUUUUACAGUAAUGGAAUUAAAGGUUCAUCUUAACGAUGUGAAAGCUGCUGUACCACUUUUUACUCGAGAUCUUUCUUACAUAAACCAAGCUCUCAUUCGUCCGAUUGUCGCAUAUAUCAACAAUAAGAGAACAUUCAUACCAAUAUAUUGCCGAAUUGUGAAGUAUGUCAGUGAGUUUGAUGGUAGCUGGACGAUUUAUGAUAGCGGCUUGAUGGAAGACCUAUCAGCUGAGACAUAUGAAGCUUUUGCAAAAGAUGUUGUUGAUAGCCAAGCACGAAUGCGACGGUUGAAAAAAGUGGGAUUUUGGUCUAUUUCUCUUGCCAUACAGGCUCUCUUUAUGGGCUUGGCUGGGAAUGUUGCGUAA